Messenger RNA from Endocarpon pusillum Z07020, 681 nucleotides. RefSeq lists its product as uncharacterized. The transcript has a single exon. The record is from RefSeq and is a predicted model, not a curated record. Bases 1 to 681 code for a protein of 226 amino acids. NCBI's taxonomy places the organism in Eukaryota, Fungi, Ascomycota, Eurotiomycetes, Verrucariales, Verrucariaceae. Gene Ontology annotation, molecular function: phosphatidylglycerophosphatase activity.
AUGCCACUCUUCUCCAACCUUCCUGCUGCCCGACUUACGCUGUCGUAUCUCCUUCAUGAUCCCUCAUCCGUUCUGCCGCAUGCUCAGGUUCCAACCUUCCUGUUUCUCCCAUUGCCUCUGUCGGCAGCUCUCCCUUCUAAACCCUCACCACAAGUCCGUGCUCUUGUCUUGGAUAAGGACAACACGCUGUGCCCGCCAGAGACAAACAUGAUGCACCCUACUUACCUGACCAAGUUAGACAAGAUCCGCUCAUCUCCUGAAUUCUCCCACUCUUCGCAUAGCAUCCUCAUUGUCAGUAACACGGCCGGUAGCACGGCAUCUGCUGUUCAUGAGGCAGAGGCCAAGGCUCUAGAAGCUGAACUUGGCAUUCCUGUCUUGCGCCAACAUCCGGAACGAAGGAAGCCGUUUUGUGGACCUGAUGUUCUCAAGUACUUCUCGGACCAUGGUGUGACAUCUAAUCCUGCAGAGAUAGUCGUGGUAGGGGAUCGCUUGGGUACUGAUGUCGUGAUGGCGCGGGAAAUGGGUGCUUGGAGCAUGUGGGUGCGAGAUGGCUUUCGAAAUCCAGAGAUGCCUGGACGGGACUAUCGUGGAUCUUUGGCAAAGAUGGAGGUUCGGUUCGAGCGGCUUCUCAGGGGUGGACUGGGGAAGAGAGCUCCUUUCCCAAAGGGGUUUCCAUCCUAA